This is a messenger RNA of Haliotis rufescens (red abalone), 2598 nucleotides long. RefSeq names its product repetin-like. The record is from RefSeq and is a predicted model, not a curated record. NCBI's taxonomy places the organism in Eukaryota, Metazoa, Mollusca, Gastropoda, Lepetellida, Haliotidae. The transcript has a single exon. Bases 1 to 2598 code for a protein of 865 amino acids.
AUGGGUCACACAGAACAUUGGACAAAUAGGGGAUACAAAGGUAAAAGAAUAGACUCACCGAAGGGACUCACAGAGAGACUCCCAGAAGGGACUCACAGAGAGACUUUCAGAAGGGACUCACAGAGAGGCUCCCAGAAGGGACUCACAGAGAGACUCACAGAAGGGAGUCACAGAGAGACUCCCAGAAGGGACUCACAGAGAGACUCACAGAAGGGACUCACAGAAGGGACUCACAGAAGGGACUCACAGAAGAGACGCACAGAAGGGUCUCACAGAAGGGACUCACAGAAGGGACUCACAGAAGAGACGCACAGAAGGGUCUCACAGAAGAGACGCACAGAAGGGUCUCACAGAAGGGACUCACGGAUGGGACUCACAGAAGAGACGCACAGAAGGGUCUCACAGAAGGGACUCACGGAAGGGACUCACAGAAGGAACUCACAGAAGAGCCGCACAGAAGGGACUCACAGAAGGGACUCACAGAAGAGACUCACAGAAGGGACUCACAGAAGGAACUCACAGAAGAGCCGCACAGAAGGGACUCACAGAAGGGACUCACAGAAGAGACUCACAGAAGGGACUCACAGAAUUGACUCACAGAGAGACUCACAGAAGGGACUCACAGAGAGACUCACAGAGAGACUCACAGAAGGGACUCACAGAAGGGAGUCACAGAGAGAUUCACAGAAGGGACUCACAGAAGCAACUCACAGAAGAGCCGCACAGAAGGGACUCACAGAAGGGAAUCACAGAGAGAUUCACAGAAAGUACUCACAGAAGGAACUCACAGAAGAGCCGCACAGAAGGGACUCACAGAAGGGACUCACAGAAGAGACUCACAGAGAGACUCACAGAAGGGACUCACAGAGAGACUCACAGAAGGGACUCACAGAAGGGACUCACAGAAGAGACGCACAGAUGGGUCUCACAGAAGGGACUCACAGAAGGGACUCACAGAAGAGACGCACAGAAGGGUCUCACAGAAGAGACGCACAGAAGGGUCUCACAGAAGGGACUCACAGAAGAGCCGCACAGAAGGGACUCACAGAAGAGACUCACAGAAGGGACUCACAGAAGGAACUCGCAGAAGAGCCGCACAGAAGGGACUCACAGAAGGGACUCACAGAAGAGACUCACAGAAGGGACUCACAGAAGGGACUCACAGAGAGACUCACAGAAGGGAGUCACAGAGAGACUCACAGAAGGAAAUCACAGAAGAGCCGCACAGAAGGGACUCACAGAAGGGACUCACAGAAGGGACUCACAGAAGGGACUCACAGAAGGGACUCACAGAGAGACUCACAGAAGGCACUCACAGAGAGACUCACAGAAGGGACUCACAGAAGAUACGCACAGAAGGGUCUCACAGAAGGGACUCACAGAAGGGACUCACAGAAGAGACGCAAAGAAGGGUCUCACAGAAGGGACUCACAGAAGGGACUCACAGAAGAGACGCACAGAAGGGACUCACAGAGAGACUCACAGAAGGGACUCACAGAAGAGACGCACAGAAGGGUCUCACAGAAGGGACUCACAGAAGGGACUCACAGAAGGGACGCACUGAAGGGACUCACAGAGACUCACAGAAGGGACUCACAGAAGGGACUCACAGAAGAGACGCACAAAAGGGUCUCACAGAAGGGACUCACAGAAGAGACGCGCAGAAGGGACUCACAGAAGGGACUCACAGAGAGACUCACAGAAGGGACUCACAGAGAGACUCACAGAAGGGACUCACAGAAGGGACUCAUAGAAGGGACUCACAGAAGGGACUCACAGAAGAGACGCACAGAAGGGACUCACAGAGAGACUCACAGAAGGGAGUCACAGAGAGACUCACAGAAGGAACUCACAGAAGGGACUCACAGAAGGGACUCACAGAGAGACUCACAGAAGGGACUCACAGAAGGAACUCACAGAAGAGCCGCACAGAAGGGACUCACAGAAGGGACUCACAGAAUUGACUCACAGAGAGACUCACAGAAGGGACUCACAGAAGAGACGCACAGAAGGGUCUCACAGAAGAGACGCACAGAAGGGCCUCACAGAAGGGACUCACGGAAGGGACUCACAGAUGGACUCAGGGAUCGACACACGGAAGUGACUCACGGAAGGAACUCACGGAAGGAACUCUUGGAAGAGACGCAUAGAAGGGACUCAGAAGAGACACAGAGCAAACAUAGGGGACAGAGGACACAUAGGGGACAGAGGACACAUAGGGGACAGAAGACACAUAGGGGACAGAGGACACAUGGGGACAGAGGACACAUAGGGGACAAAGGACACAUAGGGGACAGAGGACACAUAGGGGACAGAGGACCACAUAGGGGACAGAAGACACAUAGGGGACAUAGGACACAUAGGGGACAGAGGACACAUACGGGACAGAGGACACAUAGGAACAUAGGACACAUAGGGGACAGAGGACACAUAGGGGACAGAGGACACAUAGGGGACAGAGGACACAUAGGGGACAGAGGACACAUAGGAACAGAAGACCACAUAGGGGACAGAACACACAUAGGGGACAGAAGACCACAGAGGGAACAGAGCACAUGUAGGGGACAGAAGACCACAGAGGGAACAGAGCACAUGUAG